This is a messenger RNA of Yamadazyma tenuis ATCC 10573, 811 nucleotides long. The record is from RefSeq and is a predicted model, not a curated record. NCBI's taxonomy places the organism in Eukaryota, Fungi, Ascomycota, Pichiomycetes, Serinales, Debaryomycetaceae.
AGACAAUGCCCCAAAUAUCCAUUAGUUCCCAAACAGGAAAGUCAAUACUCCUGUAGUUUGCUCUCCACUUGGGCACCACUAUGGGUGCUUGUGUAGGGAUAUGCAAUAAGCAAAGGCAGCACCGAACUUGAAUAAAAGAAGCUGACACAAAUACGAAACCACAGAAGCACCCAGGUCUAAACCCUGUUCAGGGCUGUCUGGCCACAAUUGUUAGCUGCACCUUCAGCAAGGGAUCUUUAGAAUUCUCUUUCUGCAUGAGGAUCGGUAGGUCAUGGGACCCAGGCUCGCGACCAUCCCCUGCUAUCGGGAAUAUGCCUAAAUCAGUCAGCAACAAUAAUGGCAUUGAUGGUAACGACAAUGGGAGUGUGUCGCAAGGGAUAUUCGUCAACUUGCUGGCGGGUAAGAGCUAUUGGGUGAGGUGUUGGCCAGGUGUCUACCAAUUGAGCUUGGAAUUGGUUGGGUCCUCGGCCUUUGACCAACCCGUGCGCGACAAGUGUUCUUUGGCUGCAAUCCUACGUCGCACUGGGGAAUUUGUUAUUAAUUCAUAUCGUAUAAACGUAAUCUAUAAUACAUGCCUACAGCGGGAAGCCGGUUCCUGACGCCAGGGGAGACUGGGCUGCUGAUGGUCUGAUGUUUGAGAGGCGGACCGCUCUUUUUUGUGAUCAUGAACAGCUAUAUCUGACACUCUUACUCUCUCCUCUUUCCUCUUUCCUCUAAUGAAACAACCCCUUCUUCUUGGGACUGACGUCCACCUUGGUUGAAAAAAUCAGGUCUACAUCGGAGUACACCCGUGUGAGUUGGUUGCCCUCUC